Acytostelium subglobosum LB1 is the source of this 1836-nucleotide messenger RNA. RefSeq lists its product as hypothetical. The transcript has 9 exons. Lineage: Eukaryota; Evosea; Eumycetozoa; Acytosteliales; Acytosteliaceae. The record is from RefSeq and is a predicted model, not a curated record. Bases 1 to 1836 code for a protein of 611 amino acids.
AUGAAGUCUACAUUCGGACUUCCAGCUCAAGAAUGCGAUGGCACCAUUGUAAUAUGUAGUGCUACUAAUGUUAUUGGACUGUCAUUGACCAAUGGAGCUAGUUGGGUCGAUCUUGAUGUGUCCCCAUUCACCAAAUUGUCAACAUUGAGUCUAAAUGGAGAAAUCAAACUGGCUGCACAGUUCUGGACCACUCCACUUGCCUCAUUUACAAGCUUAAUAUGUAGCGACAACUGUCUCAAGGACUUGACAAACAUUGAUGGCACCAAUUUCCCAGCACUUACUACACUAUCACUUGGUGUUGUGUCCAAUGCCACAAUAGAUAGCAACAUCUUUUCCACUCCACUUAGCAACUUUGCCAUUGUCUCUGCUUCCAGCCCAUUUGUAUUGCCAGCUGUGACAUCUUCAAACUCCUACCUCAAGAGCCUUGCCGUCUCAAUGACAGCCUCAUCCAUUCCAGAUUCAUACACUUCCAUGUUCACCAAGCUCCAGACUCUGACUAUAUACUCGACCAAUGUAUUCCCAUUCGACAGCUUUGAUAAGUUUACCUCCAACUACAAGAACACUGUCUUGACUAUCCAAUCUGGUCCAAACACCGCUGUUGUAGCAAUUCCAUCAUCACUUCUCAAGUCCACCAUCUCAAAGCUUGUUAUCAAGGGAGAUGUGUUCUCAGCCUCAUCAACAUUGGACUUCUCAAAGUCAAGCAUUACCUCAUUGUUCAUGGUAUCAUGUACAACCCUGUUCUCUGGACUCGUCUAUCCAGGUAUCAAGUACUCUCCAAACAUGAACCUGAAGCUUAGAAUGAUUAGUGCAGCCCAGUUUGCCAAGAUUGACAUAACUGGAUUGACAUCAUUGGAUGUAUCUGAGAAUGAGUUCUCAUCCACCUUUGAUCAACUCAAUGUAACAGCCAGCGAGUUGGCCAACAUUGGUACAAUCAACAUGGACAACUGUAAUAUCAGUGGAAGCCUUCCACAAUACUUGUGCCAGGUCAAGCCAAUGACUCGUUUGAUCUUGACAAACAACAAGUUGUCUGGUAACUUGCCAACAUGCUUCUUGUGCGAGAUUGAGUAUUAUGGAUAUGGCUUUGAGGGCAAUAACUUCGACAACUUUGCUGGACAGUCACCAAAUUUGGUUGGAGUGCCACAAUCAGUUUGCCCAACACUUGUGAUCAAUGCCCAGGUCAUCUCGUCCCCAACCACUGGCGGCUUCAUCACGGUCACUGGAUUCGACUUGGGCUGGGAGGUCCAGGCCGCCUCGGUCGCCUCACCCGACGCCGAGAUCGUUGUGCCCAACCUCUCAUUCAGAUUCCCCGUGGAGGCUGGCAUUGGCCAGGGCUUUGUCUACGUGUACACCUUCCACCAGAGCAUGAAUCGCACUAUCCAGUGGUCCUACCAGGCACCCAUCAUCACAGCCUUCUCGCGUGUCGAUAGCGGCGUCUUUGGCUAUAUCACUGGCAGCAACUUUGGCACUGCCCUCAAGAACGUCACGCUGUUGGUCAAUGGUGUCGCUGUCAAGGUUGCCAAUGUCGAAGAGACAAGGAUUGUGCUUGGUGCCGAGUCAUUCCCCACCCAGGACACUAUCUACAAUGUCACCGUCAUUGUUGGUGGCCAAUCAACUUCAGCCAAUAUCACUGUUGGCAACCCAUCGACAACUGGCACUACCUCUACCACGUCGACUUCAACAACAUCCACCACGACUGCCUCCACAUCUACAACGACAGUGUCCCCGACCUCCACAACUACCAUAUCAACCACAACAGGACCAAGCAGUGGAUCCAUCAUCUCCACAAACAUCCUCUCCAUCCUAGUAUGCUCUAUCCUGCUACUUCUGUUGUCCUAG